GGAGACCUGAGGAUGAUGCAGGUGCUGGUUGACAACGGGGUUGAGGUCGACAUCGCCGACUAUGACGGCCGUACCCCCCUCCACCUGGCGGCAGCCAACGGGAACACGUCGAUCCUGGAGUACCUCAUCCAGCAGGAGGGGGUGGUGGUCAACGCGACUGACCGGUUCGGCUACACCCCCCUCGACGACGCGCUGCGGCACAGCAAGAAGACGGCAGUCGCGAUCCUG
Messenger RNA from Guillardia theta CCMP2712, 228 nucleotides. RefSeq lists its product as hypothetical. The record is from RefSeq and is a predicted model, not a curated record. The transcript has a single exon. The annotation marks the transcript as partial. NCBI's taxonomy places the organism in Eukaryota, Cryptophyceae, Pyrenomonadales, Geminigeraceae. Gene Ontology annotation, molecular function: protein binding.